CAGGAGGUGACCAUUCUGGGGUCCCUUCGCCACCCCAAUAUCGUGCAGCUUCUUGGGGGCUCCCUGCAGCCAGCAGCCUCAUUCCUCGUAGAGGAGCUCUGUGGGAGGACACUCAGCCAUGCAAUCUACGAUGGCACGACGCCAUACAGCCUGGAGCUGUUGCUGCGGUGGAGCUGCGAUAUUGCGCGCGGCCUGGCGUUCCUGCACCCCAAUAUCAUGCAUCGCGACCUCAAGCCCUCCAAUGUGCUUCUGGACGAGGCUUGUACUGCCAAGAUCUCGGACUUUGGCCUGGCGCGCUUCAAGGCGCACACCACGCUUCACACCCGGGACGCAGAAGUGGGCACGACGUGCUACAUGGCGCCAGAGGUGAGACGUGGAGAGGUGACAGCGGCCUGUGAUGUGUACAGCCUGGCGGUGCUGAUUAACGAGAUGGUUACCAGAAACCGCCCCUGGAGCGGUGUGCGUACGGCGGUGGUUGGCUUCAAGGUGGCGGUGGUGGGCGAGCGCCCGGAUCUGCCGCCGGAGGACAGCCCG
Molecule: messenger RNA, 534 nt
Organism: Volvox carteri f. nagariensis
Lineage: Eukaryota; Viridiplantae; Chlorophyta; Chlorophyceae; Chlamydomonadales; Volvocaceae
Exons: 4
Biological process (GO): protein phosphorylation
Molecular function (GO): protein kinase activity; ATP binding
Source: RefSeq, a predicted model, not a curated record